CGCCAUCUAAAACUAGAAGUUUAGAACUAUUGCGUGGGCCAAUUUGUAUCUGCAAUAACACCAACCACACGGAGUGACGGAGGGAAAUUAUACUCCAUAGAAUCCCUACCAAUAGGUUUUCCAUUAACAAAAAUGGAGGAGUUAGGAUGAUCAACUGUGUUGGGGAUUUGCAUAGCAGUAUCUGCAAUAUUAUCUUUGCUCACAGCAGUGACAAUGAGAUUAGAAGGAGAAGGGAUAAUCUCAAAAGCAGGCGGAUGAGUGACUUGAUCAUCAGGGACUGAAUCUGGCGGAGCAGUAAUAUUUUUCGAAGUGGAUUCAUUGGGGGCUGGAGCCUUAGUAGAACUGGGCUUAGGAUUUGGGGCGUGAACACUGUCUAGCACCACAUUAGGAUUUUCUUUGGUAACCUUCAUCCUUCAUCAUUCGCAGGAAGCACUGCCCGAACCUCUCUAUCCCCUGAAGGCCCUGAACGCUACCGGAGUUUGAUUUUGAGGAUCUCUUGUUUUGUCGAAUUGAUUGGACUUACCUGCAACAAAUUAAAUAUCUCCCAUGGCUUCCUCAAAAAGAAAUUACAAAGAGAAGAUGAUUCGUCGCAAAGAAGAGAAGCAAGAAGAGCCAGAAGUUCCAAAAUAUAGAGAUCGAGCUAAGGAGCGCAGAGAAGAUCAAAACCCUGAUUAUGAGCCAACUGGAUUGGGAGCUUUUCACGCAAUGGCUCCCCCUGGGAACGUUGAUUUAUGGUCAGCUGAUGUGCAUAUGAUAUCUAUCGAGAACAACAAGUAUCUUGGAGGUCCGGUACAUUGCUUUUUAAACACUUGGUACUUGGUGGGUAGUUAGAUUGUUAACAAUAUAAAA
This is a messenger RNA of Macadamia integrifolia, 849 nucleotides long. RefSeq names its product suppressor of mec-8 and unc-52 protein homolog 2-like. The transcript is spliced from 3 exons. Gene Ontology annotation, biological process: mRNA splicing, via spliceosome. Gene Ontology annotation, cellular component: nucleus. Lineage: Eukaryota; Viridiplantae; Streptophyta; Magnoliopsida; Proteales; Proteaceae. The record is from RefSeq and is a predicted model, not a curated record. Bases 547 to 831 code for a protein of 94 amino acids.